AUGGCGCGCGCGCGCGUCUCGGCGGCGACGACCGCUCGCGCGACGGUGUGCACACCGCGAGCCGGUAGGACGCAUCGAAGCGCGCGGCACGGAGCGCGAAGAGCGCGCGAGAAGUUUAAAGUGCAUUCGUCGAGCGAUGACGCGAACGACGACGCGCGACGCGAUGGGACCGCGAGCGCGUCCACGAGCGCGUCAGUGGACGACAACGAUAUCAGACAAUCGCUCUUCGGCGUCGACCUCGCGAGCGUGGGACCGGGUUUAGCCCCGAGUGCGCUCACGGCGUCGCUCGGCGCGUUCGCGUUUGGAUAUCACACCGCGGCGUGUAACGCGCCCUUGGACGCGAUCGCGAACGAUCUCGCGUUCGGCGGUGAUCAAGGGUUGAAAGGAUUGGUCGUAAGCGCGCUCGUGAUCGGGGGCGCGCUGGGGGGUCUGGGUGUGGGCGGGGUGAGCGACGCGCUCGGGCGGCGGUUGACGCUCGCGUGGACGAGCGCGCCCCUCAUCGCGGGUGCAUUGAUGAGCGCGUACGCGCCGAACGCGGCAGUGAUGAUCGCAGGGAGGUUCAUCGCGGGUGUCGGCGUGGGCGCGUCGUCGCAGAUCGUGCCUCUGUAUCUGAGCGAAAUAUCGCCGCCGGCGCUGAGAGGGACUUUGAACGGUGUGCGGAGGAUGGCGUACGUGUUCGGAUGUUUAGCGGCGUUUCAGAUCGGUGACGGCUUGAAGGUGACGGGUGGAGAAGGAUGGUGGCGAGAGGUCUUCAUCGACGCCACAUUUCCCGCGGUUUUGCUCGCCGUAGGUGCGAUGACGAUUGCGCAAGAGAGUCCAGUAUGGCUACUGACGAGGCAAGACGAGGCGUCGGUGAAACAAUCGCGCAAGGCGCUCGCGAUUUUACAAAACAUUCGCGGUCGAAACGCACGGGCGUGGCAGAAUUCGCUCAUGAGCGCCGCGGCAGCGCCGUUUAGCAUAGACGAGGGUGAUGAGGAGACGGAGGAAAAAUCGUGCCCGCGCGAGACACCGACGGUGUCGUCCUGGGGUGAUUUGAUCUCCCAGGAGAGGAAUCGUCUACCGCUGUCGAUCGGUAUCACGCUAUGCGGAUUGUCUGCAUUUUCCGGUGCGAACACCGUCAUCUUCUACGCCUCCACGGUGUUCACGAGUGUCGGGAUCAAUAACGCCGACAUCCUCACAUGGGCCGUCGGUGUCCCAAACGUCAUUGGCGGAUUUGUUGCACUGGCGCUCAGCGACAAAGUCGGGCGUCGCCCACUUCUACUCGCCUCAUUCAGUGGUAUGAGCGCGUGCCUGGGAUUUCUCGCAUUCGCCGCGUUUUUGACGCCGCAGAACAUGCCAAUCAACGCAUACUGCGCUGAUCCAAAUCUCGGCGUUCUCGUCGGAGCUCUGAAUCCCCCAAUCGACGACGGGUUGUACUCGUACCCGACACUCUCCGCGGCGCAGAUAAUCUGCGUUGAUCUUGGCACCGACUUGACGGCAAUGGGUCCGGCGCAGCCGGAGGCGGCGGUCGCCCUCGUCACCAUUCCUCUGUACGUUUUAUUCUUUUCUCUCGGCGCCGGUCCGAUUCCGUGGUUGCUCUACAACGAAGUGUUCCCAACUCGGAUACGCGCGAGAGCGGUCUCGGCAUGCACAGCGUUGAACUACGCGGCGAAUUCCAUCAUCGGCGCGACAUUCUUGCCAAUGGUGAGCGCUUACGGCUUGAGCGGAUCGUACGGGUUGUACACGCUGUUGUGCGCGGCGGGAUACGUCUUCGUGGACAGAUACGUGCCGGAGACCAAGGGAGUUCCUCUCGAGGACGUCGAGGCACUGUUGAGGCGCACCGCUCACGGUAAAAGUCUCAAAGCUUCCGAUUAA
Molecule: messenger RNA, 1854 nt
Organism: Ostreococcus tauri
Lineage: Eukaryota; Viridiplantae; Chlorophyta; Mamiellophyceae; Mamiellales; Bathycoccaceae
Product: Major facilitator superfamily domain, general substrate transporter
Exons: 1
Coding region: 1-1854 (617 amino acids)
Biological process (GO): transmembrane transport
Cellular component (GO): membrane
Molecular function (GO): myo-inositol:proton symporter activity
Source: RefSeq, a predicted model, not a curated record